ACCACUAUGACGACGAUAGGGGGUGAGAGCGCCAGGGGACAUUAGUACGACGUAGGUGCACCUGCUGAAAGUAAGUGCCAGUAUCAACAGGACUCCGGACAAAAGUCCUCGUCAAUUAGUCAAAGCUCUACCAUUAAAUUCGCUUCUACUUGUUAUUGGGACUUGAACUGAAUUUCCCCUGGAUAGCACUUUGUGCUGACAUCUACCAUCACCAUCAAACUCAGCAUUGCAGUGGGAGCUAACAGAGAUCAAGGAAGAAGGGGAUUGCCACUCUCUUGUCUGUCGCCAGUCUCCUUCUGAUAUAUUUGAACCACAUCACAAGUAGGUUACGGGAAGAUGCCCGUUCAGAUACCAGACGAUACAGACUUUACCUCUUUCAAGGAACAAUGUGAAAACCACGAAGGAUGGACAGCGCGCUACAACAAGGGAAGCGUGACGGUGUGGUGCAGGGAUGAAGAGUGUAAAACUAUCCAGAAACUAAAGAUGAGGAUAGUGUGUAAGGACGUGACUGCCGAGACACUUUACGACGUCCUUCAUGACACCAGCUACCGGAAGAAAUGGGACAGCAACAUGAUCGACACCCACGACAUCGGCAGGCUCACUGUCAACGCAGACGUAGGAUAUUACUCCUGGAAGUGCCCGAGCCCCCUGAAGAACAGGGACUUUGUUACCAUGAGAUCGUGGCUUCCUCUGGGCAACGACUACCUGAUCAUCAACUACUCUGUCAAACACCCGCAAUAUCCGCCCAAAAUGGACUAUGUGAGAGCAGUGUCUCUGCUGACAGGAUACCUGAUUCAGUCCAACGGAGAAAACUCCUCCACUCUCUAUUACCUGACCCAGGUCGAUCCCAAAGGUUCCCUUCCCAAGUGGGUGGUGAAUAGAGCUUCUCAGUUCGUAGCACCAAAGGCCAUGAAGAAGAUCUACAAGGCCUGUCAGAAGUAUCCAGAGUGGAAGAGGAAGCACAACCCUAACCUGAAACCCUGGAUUUAUCCCGAGCAGAACACCUUACCGUGUAUUAACGUGUCUGACCUUGUGCUACAGAGAGCCGACUCACUGGAGAACAUUGAUGAGAGCCGCCUGACGGAGGAGAAACAAGCACAACGUCACAGCGAUGACGAAGAGACCUAGGCUAACUCUGAGUGAAGACACUGUUUGUAUAUAUUUGUGUGGCUGUGUUUUCAAAAUGGCACCCUAUUCCCUAGAAAAUAACAGUAAAAGAAAAAAAGAAAAAAAGAGAAGUGUAUUACAUUUGUGCAGGGCCCAUAAGACUCUGGUCAAAAGUAGUGAACUAUAUAGGAAAUAGGGUGCGAUUUGGGACACACCCUCUGUGUUGGGUUUGGUGUGUGCGUGUGUUUCCGUGUGAGUGUGUGUUUGUGUGUGUGUGUGUGUGUGUGUGUGUGUGUACAGUACAAAUAUGUAAAUGUACAUGUAUGAUUUACUAUAAUUUGGAUCUGCAACUUUUGUCUUGUUGCAUUUAGUUGGUAAUUGAUCUAUAACUUAUUGAAUCAGAGGGGUUUAACAGGGUAUUUUCAUAUAGGAAAAAAAUAGACAACGUAUGCACGGUGCUAUCCUUCCAUUAAAUGGUAUAAUAUCGAAUUUAUGAUAAUAAUGUAAAAAUGUGUCUAUUUCAAAACAAAUUUCAAGACAAUAUUUAAAUAUUUCAAGACCCUAACAUGUUUUUUUCUUCUUUUCAUAUUCAUGUUUGAUUCGACUUCAGCUUUCAUUUGAAGUGUUAUACCAUAGCCAUUGCCAAUAGAGAAAAUAGCCUAUCAUGCAGCCUACUUACUACCGUAUAUUUCCUGGCAUCUAGUGCCUCCCAGUGGCAGUAAUAGGUCAUAACAUUUCCUCAUCGCCCAGUGUUUGGAAGCCGUGAGCGUUUAGAACAGUGUUUCACGAACUCGGUGCACGUUUUGGUUUUUCCCCCCUAGCACUACACAGCUGAUUCAAAUAAUCAACUAAUCAUCAAGCAUUGAUCAUUUGAUUCACCUGUGUAGUGCAAGGGUAAAAACAAAAACGUGCACCGAGUUUCAGGGAAAACGCUGGGUUAGAACAAUGGAAUGUUGUCAGUUUGUUAGGAAGUGAAUUAGCAUAAUGCACCAAGACAAGUGUGCUUUUGUACAGUGAAUGGCCCACUGAGACUCCUAAUGACAGUCACAGGGGAGGAGAGAUGGCAGCAUAACAACGCCCGAGGGAAUUUUAAAAAACCUGUCUGACCCUUAAAAGGAAUGAUUAUAAUCUGUUAUAGCUUGUUAUAACCGUAGGGGUCAUAAAACUGUUAAAAAGGUCAUUACCUCAGUUAUACGUUGGUCUUGCCUGUCCUGACUGAAUUUCAAACAUUUUGUCUUUCUGCAUAAAGUUAUUAUUAGUGAUGCAGUUUUACUUCAAUUCUAAUGGUCUUUUGGUAGGAUUUUCAGACAUGUUUCCAAAAUGGAGAGACAUCAUGUUCAUAGCAACGCACGCGUUAAAUAAAGAGAAGUUGUCUCCUGAUUUUAAGACCUUCGCGGCUGAUGCUCCUGAUUCCUAAUCAUCAUUUCCAAGUACAAGUUCCCAUUUUAACUGCAAUGUUUGUUUUUCUCCGUCGAUAAGGAACGUUUAUGUGCGACUGUAUCCCUUUUCAGACUUAAAAAUGCAGCUGGGGGCCAAUCCUCAGAAUCUGUAUUGUCUCAGGCACUUCCUGUUUCCCCAAGGCUACUUCCUGUCCCAUUUCCUGUCCGCAUCAGUCAGAUUGUUUUUGAGGGAAAGGAAACUCCACUGUUGUCUAGAUUUCUCACACAACACAAAAGCUUCUCUUUGAUUGUAGAACUCGUAUUAAAAUGUCUUUCAUUUUGAGUGAUCUUUGAGAAUUAAAGAGUGCGAUGUUAGUUACA
Messenger RNA from Oncorhynchus nerka (sockeye salmon), 2867 nucleotides. RefSeq names its product START domain-containing protein 10-like. The record is from RefSeq and is a predicted model, not a curated record. Gene Ontology annotation, molecular function: lipid binding. NCBI's taxonomy places the organism in Eukaryota, Metazoa, Chordata, Actinopteri, Salmoniformes, Salmonidae. The transcript is spliced from 6 exons. The coding region runs from base 337 to 1128 and encodes 263 amino acids.